CCAUUGCAAGGUCAAAGCCGGAAGCUUCUCGCUGUUAUAUCCACCCCAAAACUCAGUUCUUUCCUUACCCCCGCUAUAAACUUCCCCAACCACACCCAGCGCUCUCACUGGCGCAAGUCCGCACCUCAACCUCAUCACCACACCACAACCCAACCAACAUGGACGAACCACUCACGGAUCUCCGAGGCCCACUAGCCGCCAAAUACACUGCUUCUACCGAUUACAGCAAAAUUGCAGACAAGCUUGAGGUCCCUCAUGUCGCACAGGAUGUUCACGAGGUUGCGACCUUAAUCAACGGGCUCGAGAAUGGCGCCAAGAAAAAGACCAGCUUUAAAGUGAAAAAAACGACUUACGAAGUUACCCAGUCGCGUGAUCACAUCCGUGUCGACUCGUGGCGCUUCCAUGAUUGGGACUACAAGAAACAUGACCUACCCACAUAUGCCCGCGGUCUCUUCACCACCAGACACAAGGACGGAACACCUGAGAUUACCACCCGUGGCUACGACAAGUUCUUCAACGUCGACGAGGUCACGGAGACCAAGUGGGAAAACAUCAGGACCAGGACGCGGGGUCCCUACGAAUUGACGCUGAAGGAGAACGGCUGCAUCAUCUUCGUCAGUGGUCUUGCCGACGACACAUUGCUCGUCUGCAGCAAACACUCGACUGGCGACCGUAGUGAUGUCGAAACCAGUCAUGCCAGCGCUGGCGAGCGCAGGUUGGAGGAGCAGUUGGCACGCAUUGGUAAGACAAAGGCCGAUCUUGCACGGGAGUUGAGGAGACGGAACGUCACGGCUGUGGCAGAACUCUGCGACGACAGCUUUGAGGAGCACAUUCUGGCGUACGGACCCGACAAGGCGGGCCUGUAUUUGCAUGGCAUGAACCUCAACCUUCCCGAAUUCAUGACUUACCCCUCGCCUGUCGUUCAGAAAUUCGCAGAGGACUGGGGCUUCAUCAAAACCGGCCUGAUCGUCAUUGAUACUAUCGACGAGGUCAAGGCUUUCCUUGAGGAGGUAGCUGAAAGUGGCGCCCACGAUGGCCGCGAUGUAGAGGGUUUUGUCAUUCGCUGCAAGAUGUCUUACCAGCCUGGGCAGCAGCCCUUCCAGGAUUGGUUCUUCAAGUACAAGUUCGAAGAGCCCUAUCUAAUGUAUCGACAGUGGCGUGAGUGCACCAAGGCCAUCAUCGCAGGAAAGCCGCCAAAGUUCAAGAAGCACGUCAAAAUUACCGAGGAGUAUCUUCUCUACGCUCGUCAGCGUCUAGCUGGUGAUCGGGAGCUGGCCAAGCGCUACAACCAAAACCACGGGAUUAUUGCUCUCCGAAACGAUUUUCUCGCUUUCAAAAACCUCAAGGGUUCCGACGCUGCCAACUUCGAGGCCUUGCAUGGGGGAGGAGCUGCCGCUGACGUUGAGAGCGAUAUCAUCCUGGUCCCGAUUGCCACCAUCGGCUGCGGAAAGACAACUGUUGGUCUUGCUCUCACUCACUUGUUUGGCUGGGGUCACGUCCAAAACGACAACAUCACCGGUAAAGCCCGGCCGCCUCGCUUUACCAAGGCUCUUCUCGACAUUCUUGACGAAGGUGUCCCCGCAGUCUAUGCCGACCGCAACAAUGCGCAAAAGCAUGAGCGUAAGCAGCUCAUCACCGACGUCAAGAUACAGCACGCCCGCGCCCGGCUUGUGGCGCUCCACUUCGUUCACAAUAAUCUCGAAAAAGUCCGCGAGGUUUGCCGGGAUCGUGUCUUUGCACGAGGUGAUAAUCAUCAAACCAUCCAGGCCGCCUCAGAUAUGAACAAGGUUCGUGGCAUCAUGGAGGGAUUCAUCAACCGCUUCGAGCCUUGCGACCCAGAACAGAAGCCUGACUCUGAAUUCGACGAUAUCAUCGACCUUGAUCCUUCGGCAGGAAGCAGACAAAACCUGGAGACUGUCAUCAAGGAGCUCCAUCGCAUGUACCCCAAGUUCAUGCCCAACAUCCCCUCUGCAGCAGAAAUGGACGAAGCCAUCCAAUAUGCCCUCGAAGGCUACAAGCCUGAUUUGCGUCACGUCAUCCCCGACCGUAGUACCAAGAACAAGAACCAGCCUAAGCAGAACGGUCAGCAGCAACAGCAGAAGCAGAAAAAGAGACCCCUGGAGUACAUGUCCGUCGACAUGACGACCAAGGAUGUGCUUAACACCCUUGAGAAGGCGUUUGCCGCUGCUGGCUCGGAGCAAUCCCGCUUUUUCAAGCAGCUCCAGGGCACUCGCCGCGUACAACCCAAAUUCCACGUCACUUUGAUACACAGGGCUGGUGCCAAGGAGAAUCCGCAGCUCUGGGAUAGAUAUCUGCGCAUGAACGAGCUUGAAGGACCCAACUUUCCAGACGGGAAGCUCGGAGAGAUCGACGUCCAGCUUGAGCGUGUGGUUUAUGACGACCGUAUCAUGGCUAUCGUGGUUCGCUUGAUCCCCAGACCCGGGGACGAACACGCCAAUCCCGAUAGCAGUGAGCCUGCAGAGCCAAAGUGGAAGUGCACAAACCGUGUUGCGCAUAUUACGGUUGGAACGAGAGAUGAUAGUGUCAAGCCAAGGGAGAGCAAUGACUUGCUUGUCAAGUGGUUGGAGCAUGGUACGGGAGCGGAGACCGGAAUCUACGACCUGUUGAUCGAUGGUAAGCCCACGUUGCAGGGAGUUGUCAGGGGGGUUCUCUCGAGAUAGGAGACCGAAGGGGCUUCAUCAUUGGCAACCAAUGACCAUAAUUCCCAUCGGCGCCGUGGACGUGGACAUGGACAUGGGCAUGGACGUGGUCGAGGCGGUGGUGGCCACGGUCGGGGUAGAGGGUCACAUAGGGGCAGGGGGCAUUGACGUUACUUGUAGGAAUCUGUUAGACGCAGGAUGAUGUUCACGAAAUAUGUCUUGGGGAAAAUCAUAGCUUUACGUACAACGGCGGGAACGAAAAGACGACGGAAGGAGAGCAGAUUUGGGGCUUUCGAAACCAAAAUAUGCAAUAUAGCCAGGCUUGUAGCCUUCUCAUCACCACAAUUACAUAUCCACAUCUGUACUUAACCAGACAACAAGACCAUAACACUGGCACUUUAUGCGCUGAAGCUAUUCGUAACCUCCACAAACUUGGCCCACUGCCUCGCCGCUUCUCCGCUCUUGAUAGCCCAUCUCGCCCUCCUAAUACCCUCCUUCCAACG
This is a messenger RNA of Neurospora tetrasperma FGSC 2508, 3163 nucleotides long. RefSeq lists its product as uncharacterized. Gene Ontology annotation, cellular component: nuclear inner membrane. The transcript has a single exon. The record is from RefSeq and is a predicted model, not a curated record. NCBI's taxonomy places the organism in Eukaryota, Fungi, Ascomycota, Sordariomycetes, Sordariales, Sordariaceae. Bases 159 to 2681 code for a protein of 840 amino acids. Gene Ontology annotation, biological process: tRNA splicing, via endonucleolytic cleavage and ligation. Gene Ontology annotation, molecular function: ATP binding; GTP-dependent polyribonucleotide 5'-hydroxyl-kinase activity; RNA ligase (ATP) activity.